Molecule: messenger RNA, 3824 nt
Organism: Phyllopteryx taeniolatus (common seadragon)
Lineage: Eukaryota; Metazoa; Chordata; Actinopteri; Syngnathiformes; Syngnathidae
Gene: septin3
Product: septin 3
Exons: 13
Coding region: 236-2428 (730 amino acids)
Biological process (GO): cytoskeleton-dependent cytokinesis
Cellular component (GO): septin complex; cell division site; septin ring
Molecular function (GO): GTPase activity; GTP binding; molecular adaptor activity
Source: RefSeq, a predicted model, not a curated record
UAUGAUCCCAUGGGAGGGCGGAGGGGGGCUUUGACAGUGGAAAGAGGAGGGAUGGUCUGUUAAGAGCCUUAUCCCAUCACAGCAACUUUUCUCUCAUCCCGAGCAUAUUGUAUUUUUUUUCUUUUUUUCAGGAGGAAUCAUCUUUAAAUCAUCAUCAAUCAUUCAUCUUUUGUGGAGCAUAAUGGCCUCUGGGAGGGCUUGAUGUCAACUUUCAUGCCGUUGUCCACCUGUGCCAAUGUUUACACGCGACAGAGCUCCGAGCGAGGAUGCAGUGUGGGCGCUAAACAACAAUGCGGCCUCAGUGUGCAGGAAUCACGAGAAUGGCCCUGGUCAGCCCGCGACGCCCACUCUGUCUUUCCCAGUCUUGCUGUUUGUCUCCCUUUACACACUCAAGUCUGACAACAACCAGACAGCAGCUUCCGUGUGCAGCUCCACGUGCAUUGGACCAGCUUGUUCACGCGCGUGUCCUUCUUGGAGCGAACACGGUCAGCACCUGCAGAGGAACGACGGAGAAAUAACUUUCAACCGUCCCCCGAAGCCCUCCGGCAUCUUUUCUCCAAAGACGAACGCCUCCCCGUCUGACCGUCUCCAACUGAAGCCGAGCUUUUCUCUACAUCCCGGCGUUCCUUCUGCAUUAGCAGAGCGGACUGAGCCCCGAGCCAGGCGGGAUCGUCUUGAUCGGAAAGCGCGGGUGGACUUUACCAAUAGAGCCCAGUUUUUGCAGUGUUAUCCUGAGCGUGGGUAUGAGAAAAUGCACCCGGAGAGCCAAGCAGCUGGAUGGAUGACUCCUGCAAAGUCUGCGGCCAGCUGGGAAGAUCAGCUCGGAAGACAUUCCAAAGAAGAUACCCAGUGGACAUUAUCCAACACAACAGUCAAUGAUUUGGAGGUUGAGCAGGACCGCAGCUGUCAAUCAAGAGGCAAGACUCAAACAAUGCAAGCUCCCUGGCGGACGCACAUGGGAACGCAAUUUAAGACGUGUCUAGUGCAUCCUGUGCAAGCAUCUCCUGCUCCACACAUUGGAAUCGCACCUCCAAAUGUCAAUGAAGUGAGUGCGUCUCUAAAAGGAUCCCGCUGUCAUGGAGCUACCGCCAAAGUGCGAGAACAUCCCUUAAGCCUUGACGCGGAGCUCUUUGACGGGCCGUCUGCAGCCGAAUGCUCAAAGAAGACCAGUCUUCCAGGGGGGGGACUAGAGGAUCCCUAUUACGUCAGCAUUUCUUACACAGAUUCGGUGUAUGAGGACAUGUCGGACAUAGUUCCUCCAGAAGUGAGACCCAAACCGGCCGUCCCGGCCAAGCCCCCCAACGUGGGCGCUCCCUCGCCCUCCGGCCCCUUCCCGCCUCAAGGGCCAGGCGCGGGGGGAGCGGGUGUAUCCGCGCCGCCCCACAGCGCCAUCCCGGUGCCCGUCGGGAGUCACGGCCCGAGCCACGGGGGCUCUCACGCCUUCGGUCUCGGCGCGGCCCACGCCGGGGGUCACGGUCACGACGGCACCGGCGGGGGGUCCGCUCUGCUGGGGUACAUCGGCAUCGACGCCAUCAUCGAGCAGAUGAGGAAGAAGACGAUGAAGACGGGCUUUGACUUCAACAUCAUGGUCGUCGGUCACAGCGGUCUGGGGAAGUCGACUCUGGUCAACACCUUGUUUAAGUCCCAGGUGAGCAGGAGGAGUGCCGGCUGGUCCCGUGACGACAAGAUCCCCAAAACUGUGGAAAUUAAAUCAGUGUCUCACGUUAUCGAGGAAGGCGGCGUGAAAAUGAAGCUGACUGUUGUCGACACGCCGGGAUUCGGGGACUUAAUCAACAACGACAACUGCUGGGAGCCCAUUUCCAAGUACAUCAAUGAGCAGUACGAGAAGUUCCUCAAGGAGGAGGUGAAUAUUACCAGAAAGAAGCGCAUCCCAGACACCAGAGUGCACUGCUGUCUCUAUUUCAUCUCCCCGACCGGACACACACUGCGGCAGCUCGACGUGGAGUUCAUGAAGCGCUUGAGUCACUCCGUCAACAUCAUUCCUGUGAUCGCCAAGGCCGACACCGUGACCCCCGAAGAGAGACAGGAGUUCAAACAGCGGGUGAAGAAGGAGCUGGAGAUGAACGGCAUUGAGUUUUACCCGCAGAAAGAGUUUGACGAGGACAUGGAGGACAAGAGCGACAACGACAAGAUCAGAGAGGCGAUGCCCUUCGCUGUGGUGGGCAGCGACAAAGAAUAUCAAGUGAACGGCAAGCGGGUUUUGGGGAGGAAAACCGCAUGGGGAGUUGUAGAAGUUGAAAAUAUGAAUCACUGCGAGUUUGCCCAGCUGAGAGACUUCAUCAUCAGAUCUCACUUACAGGAUCUGAAGGAGGUGACUCAUAGCAUUCACUAUGAAACGUACCGUGCCAAGAGACUCCACGAGAACGGAGGCCUGCACCCAGUUGACGCCCAGGAAAGCAACCUGUAAGCAGUCCGUCUUGUCCUGCAAGUUCAGUGAGGCUGACAGAUGUGCCCGACAUUAUAUGAUCAUGACUGGCAUCGCGGCAUGAUUGAAACACACUUAAAUGUGUACAAAUCGGUGUCAUUUAAUGUGAUUUAAAAAAAAACAAAAAAAAAACCCUUGCUUGUCAAAGUAAGUAAAUAUUUGGGUGUGCCGCCCAGAGUUUGGUGCCAUAAUACAAAAGACUGCCAAUGCCUUGACAGUGCUGGUUGGUUGGAGGUGUCUCAGAGAAAAUGUCUGUCAUUAUACUUGGUUUAGUACGUACUGUAGGUUUUGUGACUGAUGGACGUAUAGGAUCUCUGAAUUACUUUAAUCAUUUCUGCCUCGCAUAGGCAUUCCAUCACAUUUAUCAUGAGGAUUAUUUUACUUGAAAACAAUUUGCACAACUGUGCAGUUUAAUAUAUUUAAAAUAUACACAAACAAGUCAACAGGAAGAGCUCAAACGUUUGGCAGGAUUACAUAAUUAAUGCAUUUAAAACAGCAUGCUUAACAUGACAUAACAUAACAUUUAACUGGUAUCCAACUGAGACAGGAUGUGUCAGGCUCGUCAUUGAGUUUCAAACCUGAGAAAAGGCCGAUAGUGAUGUCAUCCAAUUGCCAUACUCCUCUCGACCACUUAGUGGCAGCACUCUUCCAUAGCUCUGAUGUUUCCAAUAAGAUUUGUUGUAGCCGUUUUUGCCGAUGGUCAUUGUUUCAAAAUAUGUCGAUAAGGUCACAAUUAAUCCUGAUUGAGCUAUCCUGAGUUAUACGUCACAUGAGUUUUACAAGAUUCCAACAAUGUACAUGUUCAGUGUUUACUCAGUCGGGACGAAAGUGUUCUGCACUGGACUUUUUUUUAAUUUUUGUUAUAAUAUUUUUAUUUAUUUUUGCUGUAGUGCACAAAUAUGCCAAAACUACAGCCAAUUAAACCAAUCAGGUUCUUUUUGAGAGAGAUGAAUCAUUGUUUGAUACGUGAGCAUUUGUGUUGUUUUGAUUUGAGACGUAGUUGUUUGUGGAUUUUAGUGGAGUCGGGAAAAAUGUAAAGAAAUAGUGUGAAAUGAAUUCUUUUUCUAGUCUGUUUACUUGUGCAUGCUUGAAUCCUAAAUGUCUGCGCGCCUAAAGCCAAUCGCUGCACUGUUCCAUCAACCAUUUCUGAGCAUGUUAUAGUUUGGUAAAUACACUAACUGGAAUAAAGCACUGCUUUCUGCAAUUAACCUGGCAGCCCGCGAUAGACAGAUUGCUCAUCCUUUUGAUUUUCCAUUAUGCAUAAUUUCUUAAGGUUUUCUGUGAAACAUUGAGAUAUAAUUGACAACACUAUUGCAUCUUAUUUUUUAUUUGUCUUAUUUAUUGGAAUUUAUUGAAUAAAUGUACAUUCCCAUGGAAA